This is a messenger RNA of Eptesicus fuscus (big brown bat), 824 nucleotides long. RefSeq names its product membrane magnesium transporter 1 (gene MMGT1). Gene Ontology annotation, cellular component: plasma membrane; early endosome; EMC complex. Bases 191 to 586 code for a protein of 131 amino acids. The transcript is spliced from 4 exons. The record is from RefSeq and is a predicted model, not a curated record. Lineage: Eukaryota; Metazoa; Chordata; Mammalia; Chiroptera; Vespertilionidae.
UUCCCCUCCUUCCCCGCAUUUCUGUUUCCGCUUUCUGAAGGCUCUUUAGGUUUCCCACCUCUGUGAGACACUUCGCGCCCAGUGGUCCAGUGACGUCAUUUUUCUGCGCUGCGUAGACAACCACCUUUGGGAGAGGGAAUUGCUUUGCCGCCCUUCGCUGCUUUCCUUGGGCUGCUGCUCCUCGGGAAUAAUGGCACUGUCACUGUGGAAGGGGCUGGUGGGCAUUGGCCUCUUUGCCCUAGCACACGCGGCCUUUUCUGCUGCUCAGCAUCGUUCUUAUAUGCGAUUAACGGAAAAGGAAGAUGAAUCACUGCCAAUAGAUAUAGUUCUUCAGACACUUCUGGCCUUUGCGGUUACCUGUUAUGGUAUAGUUCAUAUUGCAGGGGAGUUUAAAGACAUGGAUGCCACUUCAGAACUAAAAAAUAAGGCAUUUGACACAUUAAGGAAUCACCCAUCAUUUUAUGUAUUUAAUCAUCGUGGUAGAGUACUGUUCCAGCCUUCAGAUACAACAAAUUCUUCAAAUCAAGAUGCGUUGUCCUCUAACACAUCGUUGAAGUUACGAAAACUUGAAUCCCUGCGUCGUUAAGAUUUUUACAAAUCAUAACAACAGUACAGGACACAGAGUUGGAAUAUUGGAGUUUGGAGUAUAAAACACUCCCCCCAUCAGUAUUUAUAUUGAUCUUUUAGAUCUAACUAAAACAAGUCUAUGGCCCUUGUUUGUACACUGUAAUCAAAUUAUUUUUUUUGGAGAAUUUCAAGAUUUAUUUAUUUUUUUAAUUGAAUUUAUUGGGGUGACAUUGGUUAAUAAAAUUAUAUAAGUUUCA